GUUCUCUCGAUUGAUAAGAAAACGUCCCAGAGAAAGAAGAACGCCAAGGAAGAUGCCACCUGCGGUUACGACGCUGAAAAGAAAACAUUCUUUGAAGGGGAAAAGUAUUCUCACAGUCAUAAAGAGAACUAGGCAGAAUGAGUUAACGGGUUCUGCAGCCAGGAUGGCCACGCAAGUGAGGACAGAAGAUUUGGAUAAUGAGGAAUUAAUUAGUCAGUUUCGACAAAUUACAGGAGAGAGUGCCGCUGAUUGCUUAGAGAUGGCGGGGAAGGCGAUCAACAAAAGAAAUCUUGUCUGCUUAUUGCAUAAUACCAUUAUUUAUGCUAAUGAAGUAGGCCAGCCUGGAGAGCAACUGACCGAAACGAUGCAAUCUGGUAGUGCUGCAAUCGUAAAUGAUAACCAGACAAGGGGAGCCUCUACAUCUGCACACGAAAGGGAGACAGAAAAGAACAAUAAGAAAGACAAGAACAUUCACGAAGACGAGAUUCUUUCCAGGAUAGCAGACUUGGAAAAAGCGACGGAAAGUGUGGAAAGUUUAAAGGACAAGGCAUUGCAUGCACCUGACAAUUGUGGAAACCUAUUUGUUCCAGAAUGGGAAUUUGACUGUAAUUUUAAUCCAGUGCAUGCAGAAAAUAAUAAGAGAAAACAUCCAAUAUGGACAACUUUGGGAGGGGACAACAUUCCAUCACAUGUUGACCCAUACAUUUUUAAUGAAGAGUGUGCAGUAAAAUCUUCAUGCAGUUUAUAUUUAAGAAAUCCAGAUUUUUUCAUUGCUGGAGAACUACAUAAUCAAUUUUGUCAUUGGGAAAAAAUUUUGUUGGAUAAUGACACAUCUAGUCUUGUUAAACAGUGGUUAAAAGAUGGAGUUGAUGUUACAGAAUUUUUUACACAUUUUAAAGGUAAUUUUAAAGGUUGUAGUUACAACUCUUUAUUUCCUCCACAAAGAUUUUUUCAAAAUGCACCAAUCUGUAAACAGUUCAAAGAAUUUAUUUGCUCAGAAUUGUACGAAAGAAUACUUAAUGGAUCCUUGUCUGUUGUUGGUAAAGUGGGAGAAUGUGAGCUUCCACAUAUUAUUAUGCCUUUAACUGUAGAACCAACAAAACCAAGACUUUGUCAUGAUGACAGGUAUAUUAAUCUUUGGACAAAAGAUACACCUUUUCAAUUGGAAAAUUUAAAACAUGUACCCAGGAUGGUUGAAAAAGAUAUGAAAAUGAUAACAUGUGAUGAAAAAUCAGGGUAUGAUCAUGUUAUUUUAUGCAAAAAUUCUAGAAAAUACUUUGGAAUACAGUUUGGAGGUUGGGUUUUCACAUACAACACAUUACCAUUUGGCUGGAAAUCAUCCCCUUACAUUUAUCAAACCAUAGGAAUGCAAGUAACAAAUUAUUUAAGAAGUAGAAGUAUUUAUAACAUACAGUACAUUGACGAUAGACUAGUAAUUGAAUAUGCUAAGUCUAGGAUAACAGAUGUUUCCUAUUUUUUACUUGAAUUACUUACAAGGCUAGGAUAUACCCUUUCCUGGAAGAAAAGUCAGUUUGUACCAUCUCAGGUGGUUAAAUAUCUGGGUUAUUUUAUUGAUUCUUCCAAAAUGGCAUUUUCUUUACCAGAUGAGAAAAAAAUGUCUUUUUCAAAAUUGAGAGAAUCUAUAUUGUUGUCAAAUUUUGUUGAUAUUAGAACUUUGCAAAGGUUUGCUGGAAAAUGCAUUUCAUUUUGUUUAGUUGUUCCUGCCGCAAAAUUGUACUGUAGAGAAGUCAAUAAAGCAAUUUCUUAUGGCAUGAAGAAUUCACAAAUGAUAAAAGUAGAAAACUCUCUCAAACAGGAGAUAGAAUAUUGGAGAUUUAUUGAUACUUGGGAGGGCUGUAUGACUUGGAGAUUAGAAACUCAUAAACAGAUAAUGUUGGCGACUGAUGCAUCAGGUUUUAAAUAUGGUGGAAAAAUUUUGUCUGGUGAAUUCAAAGGUUUGAUUUUAAGCGAUUUUUGGAGUAAUGAUGACAGUAGACCAAUUCAUUUGAAGGAGGCUGAAGCAGUAUAUAAUGUAUUAUAUAGUUGCAAAGAUAAAAUUAAGAAUUCAAGGGUAGAUGUAUUGAGUGAUAACAUGGCUGUUAUCAAAACAUGGGAAAAUCAAGGUGGAAAAGAUAAACAGCUCAAUGACAUUAUAAAGCAGUUAUUUUGCUUUGUUUAUGAAUUUAACAUUUCAUUGAAUUUACAAUAUGUUCAGUCAAAACUCAAUGUAGCAGAUGAACCUUCUAGGUCAAUUUCUUUGUCAGAUUGCAUGUUGAGUGAGACAUCCUGGGCUUAUGUUGAGCAAUUGUUUGGCCCACAUACUGUUGAUCUUAUGAGUUUAGAUUCUAAUUGUAUGAAAGAUAGAUAUGGUAAGAUGCUGCGACAUUUUACUCCAUAUCCAACAGUUUUAUCUGAUAGUGUGAAUGUUUUUGUUCAAAAUGUGAAUGAAGAAGAAAAUCCUUAUGUUUUUCCACCAUUUCAAAUGAUAUUUCCAUUGUUGAAAUUGUUUAAGGAACAAAAUGUAAAAUGUUGUACAAUGGUUUUACCAAUUUUUCAAGAAAAACCAAUUUGGUGGCCUUUUUUGGCUUCACACUGUAUUUCACAAACAAUAUUGGGAAGAAAGGGUGAUGUAAGAGUAUUGAAGUUACCAACAUCUAAAGGUUUUAUAAAUGAUGUGAGAGGAUUGAAAAAUGACUUGGGUGUUUUUAGAUUACAGUUUUAG
Messenger RNA from Magallana angulata, 2722 nucleotides. RefSeq lists its product as uncharacterized. Gene Ontology annotation, molecular function: zinc ion binding; nucleic acid binding. Lineage: Eukaryota; Metazoa; Mollusca; Bivalvia; Ostreida; Ostreidae. The transcript is spliced from 4 exons. The coding region runs from base 53 to 2722 and encodes 889 amino acids. The record is from RefSeq and is a predicted model, not a curated record.